Messenger RNA from Synchiropus splendidus (mandarinfish), 2888 nucleotides. RefSeq names its product kelch-like protein 33. Bases 90 to 2888 code for a protein of 932 amino acids. The record is from RefSeq and is a predicted model, not a curated record. Gene Ontology annotation, molecular function: protein binding. The transcript is spliced from 4 exons. Lineage: Eukaryota; Metazoa; Chordata; Actinopteri; Syngnathiformes; Callionymidae.
AAGUGGCCAACCUUCGCCAGCCUCAAGGCUGGACUGAUUGGAAAAGAGAGAUUGAAGAGCAGAGAAGACGGAGAUGGAGAGAGAGAGUAAUGCGAUGGACGAGAGAAAACAUGAGCAAAGAUGAAGAAGAUGAUGAAGGAGGGGAAAGUGAAGAGGAGAGUGAAGAGGAGUCAGAUCAUGAAAUGACUGAACCAAUGGUGAAAGAGGAACCUCACCGGGCUACGUGUGAGGACAAUGAUGAGGAAGUGGUUGAAGAGGAAGAAGAGACAAUAAGUGACGACGAAGGUGUUAGGUUGGAGGACACAGAGCGGGAAAACGCUCCUGAGGGGGAGUUUGGAGACAACAAUGUGGAUACAGAAGUGGAGGAGAGCACAGAAGAGGAGGAGGUGGAAGACGCCAAUGAAUCAGAGGAAGAGCAAGUGCUGGAUGACCAAGACCAUCAGGAGGAGCAGGGGACACAAAAAACCCACUCCAGUGCAGCCUCGGUCGAAGAGGAAGCUGCUGAAUGUUCUGGGUUUGGAGAUGAGUAUGAAGAAGAUGCACCGGAAUAUUAUUUCCUUGAAACAAUAUCAGACAGGACUGUGGAUCAGGAGAAGCAGGAAGGUGAUCCUGGUCUAUCUGUCACAGCCACGGUGAGAAAAGACAAGGAGGAUAUCAACAGUAAGAUGUUUGAGGAGGAAGAUGAGGAGUCAACAGAUGAGGAGAUUGCUGAAGAUUCCAGUGACGAUGAGUGUUAUGAUGAAAGUGUUCAGAAGCUUUACAGCAAAGACAAUCACGCCCCUGAAUUAUUCCUCACUCUGGCUCAAUUCAGAGAGCGAUCUCUUCUCACUGAUCUGACAUUGCUCACCAGAGAUGGCGCAACUUUGUGUGUUCACGCUCCUGUGCUGGCAGCCGUCAGCUCCCUCACCAGGAAAGGUCUGGCGGUCCUGGAUGUAUCGGGCGACAGCGGGCUCUGCAAGAGGUCACUGAGUUUGGACGUUGACCAUGACAGUCUGGAGGCCAUCGUUGAUUUUGCGUACACUGGACAUUUAUCAAAGCUGAGCAAGGACACAGUUGAAGAUAUAAAAGCUGCAGCUGAAACUCUUGGUGCCCCAAGAGUGCUUGAUCUGUGCGAGACUUUUGUCAGCAACUCGGAGAAGAUGGAUGAUGCCACAUCUGCUAUGCAGCAUAUAGUCAUCAGCCUUCAGUCUGUAAAGCAGCUUCAGGAGGAGAGAGUAGGCUGUGAUGUCAUCCUGGACGUUCAUGGGGCGUCCUUUCAUGCCCACAGAGUCAUCUUGGCUGCCUGCAGCGAUUACUUCCGCGGCAUGUUCAGCCUGGGCAUGAAGGAGUCCUAUCAGUCCCAUGUCCAUCUACCCUUCCUCCCUGCCGCUGAACUGGAAGUUCUCAUUGGCUCGUCCUACACUGGGUCUGUUCACCUCAGCUGGAGUUGUGUCUUUGAAGUCGCCUGCCUUUCUCUGCAGCUGCAGUACCAGCCAGCUCUAUCGUUGAGCCUGCAGUACCUUCACGAAGAGCUAAACCCUCACUCCUGCCUCGACGUAGCGUCCUUUGCCGAAGCCUAUCAGAUGACGCAUCUCCUCGAACUUGCUGAUGAUUAUGUCCUUCGACAAUUUCCAAAGGUGUCGCGCACUGCCAAGUUCAAAUACCUUCCUGCCAGACAACUGCUGAGGUAUCUGAGGAGCAGCUCACUCAACGUUCCUUGUGAACUUGUUGUAUUUCGGGCUGUGGCAAACUGGAUCCAAGCCAAGCCCAAAAGAAGGUUUCGACUUGCCAAAGAGCUCAUGAAAACCAUACACUUCCCCCUGAUGACUUUUAAGGAGUUCAAAGAGGUCCGAUCUUUGGAAAUGUGGUCGGACCAACGACUAGCGGACAUCUACGAAGCCGUUCACGAUGAGUUUUGCUCUGAGUCAACACCACAGAGUCAGUGUCGCGUCUACCUGCCGAAGGAGAUUCUUGUGGUGAGCGGUGGUGACCAGAUCUCCGAGGACAUGGCUCUCCGGAGCGUUAGCACAGAACUCUGGUUUGGGAAUUCCUUGAUGAAUCAGACAGGGAUAAAGAAGGCCAUGGAGUGGAGGCUGCUGGGAGAAAUGCCAGAGACUCCAAGGUUUGGUCACGAAGUGGCUGUGUUUAAAGGACAGCUUUACGUGUUUGGGGGCAACAGGUAUUACGGUGUUGGUGACACCCUAAAUUCUGUUUACAGAUACCAUCCACUUCAAAACAGCUGGGAGCGAUUGGCAGACAUGGGGGAAAAUCGAUGCGCCUUCUCUGUUGUGAUCUUUGAUGGGAACAUGUUAGCCAUCGGCGGACACAGUGACCCGGACUAUAAGGAGAGUGUAGAACGAUACAGUCUCACAACAAACUCUUGGAGCUUCACAAAGCCUCUGGAUCUGCCUCUUGGUGGACACGUAGCAAGGGUCUUACACGGACAGAUCUUUGUCUCAGGUGGUAUGAACAAUGACUUCAACUGUCUAUCGUCCAUGUUUGUCUAUCACCCAGAGACCGGAAGCACCUACCUGGCCACAAUGUCCAAACCACGCGCUCAUCACUGCAUGGAGACUCUAGGUGAUCAUCUUUAUGUAGCAGGUGGCUUCACUGCAGAUGAUGGUGGCGCGGUGGUGGACCAGCUGGACUGUGAAGUUUACCAUCCAGCGACGGACUCCUGGACUGCCUUCACAUCUCUGCCAGUCCCACACGUGGGCGCAGGAAGUGCUGUUCUGGAAGGGAAGUUCUAUGUGCUCGGCGGCUACAGCCGCGAAGACUACAGCGAGAGAAAGAUGGUGCAUCGCUACGAUCCUUCCAUCCACAGAUGGGAGAACAUGGGCAAAACCGCUGGGCCGAACAAUGACGUCCGAGCCGCUGUGCUUUGCUUGCCUGCGCAUGUGCGACUGUAA